Molecule: messenger RNA, 1401 nt
Organism: Puccinia triticina
Lineage: Eukaryota; Fungi; Basidiomycota; Pucciniomycetes; Pucciniales; Pucciniaceae
Exons: 3
Coding region: 1-1401 (466 amino acids)
Source: RefSeq, a predicted model, not a curated record
AUGACUCGGCUCAGACCAACUUUACUGGGAGCUCUUCUUUGGUACUGGAAUAUGGUGACCACAGCUACGACUACUGAUGGAAUUUUCCCAAUAAGUCAUUCUGCCAAUCAUGACAGGGAUCUGGAGAUAUUUGGGAACCUCGAUGACAUAAUUCCCCAUUACGAUUUCACAGAGAAUUCACAUUCUAAAGAUCCUCAGGACGAGAAUCAAGAGAUAUUUGGAAACCUUGAUGACAUUGUAACCGAUUACAAUUUUUCAAGGCCUCCAAAAAAAGCGCGGAGUUCAUACCCAAAGGAUUACCUUGAAGACCGACAUCCGUAUAGCCCUAAAUUUUUCGACAGUCAUUCUUCUGACGUUUACAAUAAUUUAAAGAGCCCUGUAUCAGAGCUAACCUUCAGCGCCAGCAUGGACAGUGACAUUGGGGAAAUAGGCUCUGGCUUUACGCCUUCAACGUGGGAAUCAAGAGGGAAAUUGAUGAAUGGUAAUCAGAAAAUAAACCAAGGCCGGUUGUCUGUGAACAUAGAGAAGCCUGACGUCGCACCUGAGCAAGUUACCCCCCAGAAAGAUCCGACUGGAAGUCGAAACAGGAAAAGACCCGUUGAAGUGAAAACUGGGGUGAAUCCCAGCGACUUGGAGAUCAGUGCCAGCACCGAUGAAAACCUCAUGAUACCAGUCAGUGUCGAGAGUUUGGCCACAUUUGCCCAAAUAUCAAUCCACAACCAGAAACCCCAAGAUCGAAAAGCAUUCAAAUAUGUUUGGGAUCAGAUCAACAAGAAACGAUUUUUCAUAGAAAGCAUUUACAUGUUCCCAGUUCCGACCGAAGCAUCUAGAGUAAAAUUGGGAGUUUUUUUGCAGAAGGCCGAUGCGGAAAUUUCCGAGAAUGAUAUCUUCAUGGAUUUCCUAGGCCGCCUACCAGAUGAUGAGAACGGCGCAACUCGUGCCAACGUCUGCAUCAAACUUCCCCUGCAAGAUGUCAACCCAAAAACAGGCAGAUAUAAUUCAGAGAGCCUGACGAGUAGAAUUCAACAGAUUCUGAAAUACUUGAAUGCUUUUCACCACUUGUUCGCUCAAGAUGGACUGAAUGAAGUGAUUUCUGGACAUCACCUAAAGAUUCUCGAAUGGUUUCACGAUUUUAUAUACAAUGAUACUAAAGAGCAUCCGCCUCUACUGGGUUGGGCUUGCCUCAACUGGCCACUCGAGAAAGAGAAACAUAAAAGAUUUAAUCCAGCUCAGAUGCUGACAUACAAAGCUUUAAGCCGGGAAAAGCUAAGCACAUCUGAAGCUGCUUACGUUGCACUCGAGUUACGCGCAAUGUGGUAUAAAACAGAAACCUCGAUAUCUCAGCAGCAGCUGGUUUUGGAAGCAUCAACGGUGAUCUCAAAACUCUUCAACAAAAAAUAA